This is a messenger RNA of Fukomys damarensis (Damara mole-rat), 1760 nucleotides long. RefSeq names its product immunoglobulin-binding protein 1. Gene Ontology annotation, cellular component: cytosol. Gene Ontology annotation, molecular function: protein phosphatase 2A binding. The record is from RefSeq and is a predicted model, not a curated record. Bases 570 to 1604 code for a protein of 344 amino acids. NCBI's taxonomy places the organism in Eukaryota, Metazoa, Chordata, Mammalia, Rodentia, Bathyergidae. The transcript is spliced from 4 exons. Gene Ontology annotation, biological process: regulation of dephosphorylation; regulation of signal transduction.
GGCUGCGUCAACGUCAGAGGCUCUUCUCGGCCACGCCCUCCCUGUAGCCUUCGGCCAUCUUCAGCACCAGAAUCUCUUCUCAGCCGUGCCCUCCCCAGAGGACUUCCCACCAUCUUCAGCCCCAGAGGGUCUUCUCGGCCACGCCCUCCCCUGCUGGCGCUGCCGGCCGCCAUCUUCAGCGCUAGAAAGGAAUGAGGAAACGGAGAAAGAAACUGGCUCCUUCUGUCUUCAAUUUUCUGAAGCUACAACAGCAAAAGCAUUGAGGUGUGGAGCCACUCACAGGUUACAGCUGUCGCCAAGGAAAUUGUGGAUUGUGAGACAAGAGAUGCUCUGGAUGUCACAGAGACCCUAACCUACAUAACCUUGGAACAAGGUGGCUGCCAUCUUGCUGUGUGCUCACAUGACCUCUUUGUACACAGAGGACUAGGGAGAGCAAGCACUCUGACAGCACUAAGGACACUAAUCCUAUCCAAGGAUCCCAGCCCAAGAAGAAGAACAAAUGCCCAGUGCACACAUGAAAAAGUAUUCAGCAGUUUUGGCCAUUAGAGAACUGUAACUCAAGACUGCACAUGGAGUCUCUCAAGAUGGCAGCGUCAGAAGAUGGGUUACAGCUGCCUAAGCUUCCCGAGCUGUUCGAAACCAGCAAACAGCUUCUGGAGGAAGUAGAAGUAGUGAAUGAAACCACCGGUUCCGGGAUAAUCCAAGAUAAAGUGUUCAAAGGACUGGACCUGCUGGAGAAGGCUGCUGAAAUGUUAUCGCAGCUCGAUUUGUUCAGCCAAAAUGAAGAUUUAGAAGAAAUUGCUUCCAUCGACCUGAAAUACCUGAUGGUGCCAGCGUUUCAAGGAGCCCUCACCAUGAAACAAGUCAACCCCAGCAAGCGUCUAGAUCAUUUGCAGCAGGCUCGGGAACAUUUUUUAAACUACUUAACUCAGUGCCGUUAUUAUCAUGUGGGAGAGUUUCAGCUGCCCAAAACCAAGAACAACUCAGCUGAAAAUAACACUGCUAAUCCCUCGGUGGCCUAUGCUAACCUCGUUGUGAUGGCAUCUCAAAGACAGGCUAAAAUAGAGAGAUACAGGCAGAAGAAAGAAGCGGAGCAUAGGUUGUCUGCACUGAAAUCUGCAGUGGAAGGUGGUCAAGCAGAUGAUGAGCAAGUCCGUGAAUAUUACCUCCUUCACCUUCGGAGGUGGAUUGGAAUCAGUUUAGAAGAGAUUGAAAGCAUUGACCAGGAAAUACAGAUCCUGAGAGAAAGAGACUCUUCAAGAGAGGCAUCAUCUUCUCACUCAUCUGUUCAGGAGAGACCUCCAACGAAGUCCUUCAUACUCACUCGUGACAAGGCCCAAGCCAAAGUAUUUGGAGCUGGUUAUCCAAGUCUGGCGACUAUGACAGUGAGUGACUGGUAUGAGCAGCAUCGGAAAUAUGGAGCAUUACCAGACCAGGGAAAAGCCAAGACAACAUCAGUUGAUUUUAAAAGAGUGGCUCAGCAACAGGAGGAUGAAGAAAAGGAAAAAGAAGAAGAUGAGAAGGUACUCCACAGAGCACGGGAGUGGGAUGACUGGAAGGACACCCAUCCACGGGGCUAUGGCAACCGACAGAACAUGGGUUAACCUUCCAAAAUGACAGGACUCUGGGGCAUGAACCUUUCCUGCCGAGGAAACUGCCACCUUGCCCUCCCAGGCUCCUGCUUCAGCGCUGUGCAACGAAGGCAAAGAUGCUGACUCUUCCUUUGUGGUUAAUAAAGCGUGAAACAGUUAAGUGUGUAU